UGCAGAUCGGGGAACCCGGCGGCGGCGGCUCCGCGGGGGAAGCAGCGAGGCUGGCGCAGCGCCGAGGUCGCGGCCCUGGGGGCCCGCAAUCUGGACCCAAGAAUCCGCGAGUGAGUCGGGCUGAGCGCAGCCACUGCCCAACACAGACGGUGAAGAAGCUCCUGGAAGAACAGAGGCGCCGUCAGCAGCAGCCUGAGGCUGGUGGGGUACCGGGACACUUCUCCCCUCCUCUGGCCCAGCCACUGACCCCAUCUGUGAACGAGGCAGAAGCAGGCCAUCCCCACUUCCCCGCUUUCCAAGAGACCGUGGAUUCUGGACCUGGCAACCUGGCUCCGCCUUCAGGCUUUCCAGACUGGGACCCCAGCACCCAUGCUGCCUAUACGGACAGUUCUUGUCCAUACUCGGCUGCUGAAGGCUUCCUGACGCCUGAUUUCUACCCUCCCUCAGACCCAGGGCGCUCGGGUCCAUUCCCCCUGGGGAUGGAGGACUCUCUGGAUACCCGGCUGUAUACAGAAGCUUCCCUGUCACAGGUAGGAUCCUGGAGAGUCUCUACCCUCCCCUCAGGAUCCCCACAGUUGCCUCCAUCCACUGGACCCUCCCUGGAGACAGCCCGAGCUCAUAUAUUAGCUUUGGGACCCCAACAGCUACUGGCCCAGGACGAGGAAGGAGACACGCUCUUACACCUGUGUGCUGCCCGGGGUCUGCGCUGGGCGGCGUACGCCGCAGCAGAGGUGUUACAGAUGUACCGACAGUUGGAUAUCCGUGAGCAUAAAGGCAAGACUCCCCUGCUGGUGGCAGCAGCUGCCAACCAGCCACUGAUCGUGGAGGACCUACUGAGCCUGGGCGCCGAGGCAAAUGCUACUGACCAUCAAGGCCGUUCUGUCCUGCAUGUGGCCGCCACCUACGGGCUCCCGGGAGUCCUUUCGGCUGUGUUUAAAUCAGGCGUUCAGAUGGACCUGGAAGCCAGAGAUUUCGAAGGUCUUACGCCUCUCCACACAGCCAUCCUGGCUCUCAAUGCUGCUAUGUCCCCACCUAGCGUCUGUCCCAGGAUGCUGAGUCCCCAAGCCCGAGACAGACUGGCGUGUGUGCAGAUGUUGCUGCAAAUGGGCGCCAGUCACACCAGCCAGGAGAUCAAGAGCAACAAGACCAUUCUGCACUUGGCUGUCCAGGCUGCCAACCCGACCCUGGUUCAGCUGCUGCUGGGGCUGCCGAGGGGGGACCUGCGGGCCUUUGUCAAUAUGAAGGCCCACGGGAACACAGCCCUCCACAUGGCAGCUGCCCUGCCCCCCGGGCCGCCCCAGGAGGCCAUUGUCAGGCAUCUGCUGGCAGCCGGAGCGGACCCAACGCUGCGCAACCUGGAGAACGAGCAGCCUGUCCACUUGCUGCGACCCGGGCCGGGCCCUGAGGGGCUCCGGCAGCUGUUGAAGAGGAGCCGUGCGGCACCCCCAGGGUUGUCCUCUUAGGACCGAAAUCCAGAACCUGGACUGAUUUUUCCAGUCCCCACCGUCCCGUGGGACAGUCAGCGUAUGCUCAUGUCGCAGAUUCAUGAAAACGUAUGUGGAAUAUCCUGCCAUUAGGGUCUUACAUUAAAACCCCAAAGUGGCACUGGGGGGGUGAGCGGUCCCCAAUGUUUGGGGUCCUGUGACACCUCCCCCCCUACAAGGGGCUAUCUAAAUGAUUUCUGUGAAAUCGAGCCCACCUGAUUGUUUCUGUGAAACACCCUAGAGACCUCUAACUCUGUCCUACUUGGACCAGCCACGAUCACCUCCCCGCACCCUGCCAUACACCCCCAGACACCCCAGCGGAGCCUCCGUGGGGUUUGAGGCAUCCCAGGGCUCUUCCCCAGGACCCACACCCCUGAGAUGUCAGAAAGGCCCUGUGAGAUCAGCGUGCCCGAGUCCUGGCUGCUUCAUUUGCCAUUUAGAAUUCAGUGUCUCAGACCCUAGCGUUCCCAGUGAGUUGUUAUCCAUCUGUGUAUCACCGUAGCUCCCAAUUAAACUCGGUUGGCCUCAA
Molecule: messenger RNA, 2013 nt
Organism: Mesocricetus auratus (golden hamster)
Lineage: Eukaryota; Metazoa; Chordata; Mammalia; Rodentia; Cricetidae
Gene: Nfkbid
Product: NFKB inhibitor delta
Exons: 12
Coding region: 480-1463 (327 amino acids)
Biological process (GO): regulation of gene expression
Cellular component (GO): nucleus
Molecular function (GO): protein binding
Source: RefSeq, a predicted model, not a curated record